UCUGACUUGUGAGCUAUAGGUUGUAGGUAGGUUAGCAGACGUGGAGGUGAAUCUGGAGUUAGCAAAUGUUUGUUAGAUUACUGAUGCUGGUGCCAUUGGGUUGUAGGUAGGUUAUUGGUUUGAUAUGUCAAUGUGUAGAUACUAGAAUGAAGUGUAAUUAACAAGCUAAUGCUGUCUAUGCCUGGAAUAAGCUAGCUAACCUAGAGGUUCCAGUUCUGUUCAUUUCUGUAACCUGAGUGUUUGGUUGCUAACCUAAUGUUAGCUAGGAGGAUAAAGUUGUCUUGCCCUUGCCUGAACUUUCCGCCUCACCUUAUCCAGCCAGUUAAAUAGUUGAUAAUAGUGGGCUGGGAAUUUGGAAUAAGAACAUUUCAGUGUCGUGGCAGCGUGUUUGCUCAUCAGGCAGGUGGCCUAAUUGGCAGCACUCACUUCCUCAAUAUCUCAGUUAACGCCUGUUGCUGGAGACACACUAACGCUGUCUCUCUUUAGCUCUGUUUUUCCCCUCUCUCUCUCUUUGAGAUAGUUUAUUUUAUUAUUUUUGUGUCGGUUUGAUAUGAACGAAACGGUGAAAUACGCUGGAUGCAGGGUGUGCCAGGCUUCUUAUGGAAAUGACACUGUAUCUGGAAAGGAGUGCAUUACUGGGGAGCGCCUUGUCUGCCUGGUGCUCAAUGUGACGGAGUACAGAGCUUUAUCAGAGAGCACUAUGGGCCAAGACCGGGGCAAAUAUGAUUUCUACAUUGGCCUGGCUCUGGCCAUCAGCUCCAGUAUAUUUAUCGGGGGCAGUUUUAUUCUGAAGAAGAAGGGGCUCCUUCGCCUGGCCAGGAAGGGCUCAACAAGAGCAGGUCAAGGUGGCCAUGCAUACUUGAAGGAAUGGCUGUGGUGGGCUGGUUUAUUGUCAAUGGGGGCUGGUGAAGCUGCAAAUUUCGCUGCCUAUGCCUUCGCUCCUGCCACCCUCGUCACUCCUCUUGGUGCUCUCAGCGUGCUUGUGAGUGCGGUCCUGUCUUCCUACUUCCUGACCGAAAGGUUAAAUCUGCACGGAAAGCUGGGCUGUCUGCUCAGUAUCCUGGGCUCCACCACCAUGGUGAUCCACGCACCUCAGGAGGAGGAGAUUGACAGCCUGAAAGACAUGGCCAAGAAACUGGUGGAUCCAGGGUUUGUGGUCUUCGCAACGUUAGUCAUCAUCAUUGCUCUCAUUUUUAUCUUCGUGGUUGGACCACGUCACGGGCAGACCAACAUCCUGGUCUACAUCACCAUCUGCUCCGUUAUUGGUGCGCUGUCUGUGUCCUGUGUAAAGGGCCUGGGCAUCGCUAUUAAAGAGGCCAUAGCAGGUCAGCCUGUUCUACGCAACCCUCUGGCCUGGCUGCUGCUCCUGAGUUUGGUGGCCUGCGUCAGUACUCAGAUCAACUACCUGAACAAAGCACUGGACAUCUUCAACACUUCUCUAGUCACUCCCAUCUACUAUGUGUUUUUCACCACCUCCGUGCUCACCUGCUCCGCUAUCCUCUUCAAAGAGUGGGAGCACAUGGGCAACGAUGACAUCAUUGGUACGCUGAGUGGCUUCGUCACCAUUAUCGUGGGCAUCUUUCUGCUGCACGCCUUUAAGGACGUGAACGUCAGUCUAGCUACGCUGGCCGUGUCCAUCAGAAAGGAGGAACGCAACGGCCCCAUGUCCAACGGGGUGGCGUCGUCCCACGGCCAUUCUUACGAGCUACUUCGUAAUGAAACCUCAGUGGAUUUUGAGGACAGAGAUUUAGGUUCGACUUUUGAUAGCAUCUCCAGAAGAAAUGGCAGCACGAGCUCUUAGGACCAAAAAGAGACAAAUUCAGCUCAACAGCUACAACAGAGUGUUCACGUCUGCUGUGAGGACAUUUAUUAACCCUCUGCCCUUCAAAUCAAAAACAAACCCUAAGACAAUCAAACCGGCAAAAAAACAGUGACUGAUGGACCAACUGAUUGUACUAAAGUGUUUUGUUUUUGGUCACUCUUCCCCUUCUUCCCUCUUUCUGCCUUACUUCUCGAUCAGUUGGACAUCGACUACAUUUUAAGGCUUCAUCUCAUUCCUCAUGUAGCACUGUAAAUACAUACCUGUUUUUAAGAGCCUUUUGUUAUACUUUAAUGUACAGGAAUUUCUGUACAUGCACUGAACUUUUAUUUUCCUUUCUACAGAAUAAACUGAUCAGCCGCUUUCUUUGUAAUAAAACAACCCAUGUGGACUCAUCUUAGCAAAGCAUACUCACACAUGGAAGAAACCUAAUGAAACUGA
Messenger RNA from Astyanax mexicanus (Mexican tetra), 2260 nucleotides. RefSeq names its product NIPA magnesium transporter 2 (gene nipa2). The record is from RefSeq and is a predicted model, not a curated record. NCBI's taxonomy places the organism in Eukaryota, Metazoa, Chordata, Actinopteri, Characiformes, Acestrorhamphidae. Bases 551 to 1801 code for a protein of 416 amino acids. Gene Ontology annotation, cellular component: membrane. Gene Ontology annotation, biological process: magnesium ion transport. Gene Ontology annotation, molecular function: magnesium ion transmembrane transporter activity. The transcript is spliced from 6 exons.